This is a messenger RNA of Acomys russatus (golden spiny mouse), 1233 nucleotides long. RefSeq names its product aminoacylase 3 (gene Acy3). Lineage: Eukaryota; Metazoa; Chordata; Mammalia; Rodentia; Muridae. The coding region runs from base 274 to 1233 and encodes 319 amino acids. The transcript has 6 exons. The record is from RefSeq and is a predicted model, not a curated record. Gene Ontology annotation, molecular function: hydrolase activity, acting on ester bonds; aminoacylase activity.
AGGGAAGUGUCUCCUCAGAGACAAAAGUGAGGUGGGAGAGCAACACCCACCCUCAAAGAAUAUUCUAGAACCAGGGACUGAGGUUCCAAGUGGGACAAAAAUUUGACUACAGGUGUUCUUGAGCUAGGCUUCCCGGUACAGGUGUGACACAGCCUACACCACCACCCAGCUACUGCUUCUCGAGCAGCCCCCUGCCUCCGAAUCUUCAGGGCCUGGGGAGCUCACCCUACUGUCUGGCUUCGUGUCUUUUGUGAACUCCUUCCCCACAUUGGGAUGAGCUUCCUGCCUGUGCCCCGGGAGCCCCUGCACCGUGUGGCUGUGACUGGGGGCACCCAUGGAAAUGAGAUGUGUGGCAUCUACCUGGCCCAGCACUGGCUGCAAGCCCCAGAGGAGCUGCGGAGAGCCAGCUUCUCGGCUGUGCCAAUCCUGGCCAACCCAGCAGCCACAGCUGCCUGUCGCCGCUACGUGGACCAGGAUCUUAACCGUUCUUUCACCCUCACCAUUCUUGGUUCCACAGCCACCCCCAAUGAUCCAUAUGAGGUGACAAGAGCCCAAGAGUUGAACCAGCUCCUGGGUCCCAAAGGCACAGACCGGGCUUUUGACUUUAUCCUCGACCUGCACAACACCACAGCUAACACUGGGGUCUGCCUCAUCUCUGAAGCCUCCUGUACUUCCUUCAACUUGUACCUGUGCCACUACCUACAGCUACAGAACCCAGGGCUGCCCUGUCGCUUCUUGCUGUAUGACCCACCUGGGACAGAAACCUAUAGCCUGAACUCUGUGUCCAAGAACGGAAUCUGUCUGGAAAUGGGCCCACAACCUCAGGGCGUGCUGCGGGCUGACGUGUGCACCCAGAUGAGAGCUCUGGUAGCUUCCAUUCUGGACUUCGUCGAGCUCUUCAACCAAGGCACGGCCUUCCCUGCCUUUGAGAUGGACAUCUACAGGUGCAUUGGCAGUGUGGACUUCCCACGCUCCUCUGAUGGCGACCUGGUCGGCACUGUGCACCCUCAACUGCAGGACCAUGACUUUGAGCCGCUGAAGCCUGGUGACCCCAUCUUCAAGCUGUUCAGUGGAGAGGACAUUCUGUACGAGGGGGACUCCAUUGUAUACCCCGUCUUCAUUAAUGAGGCUGCCUACUAUGAGAAGCGUGUGGCUUUCCUGAAGUCUGAGAAGUUCCAGGUCUCGGUGCCUGCCCUGCCGGGGCUGACCUCCAGCUCUCCAGUGGCUCCCUAA